Messenger RNA from Verruconis gallopava, 1274 nucleotides. RefSeq lists its product as uncharacterized. The transcript is spliced from 3 exons. The record is from RefSeq and is a predicted model, not a curated record. Gene Ontology annotation, biological process: mitochondrial electron transport, NADH to ubiquinone. NCBI's taxonomy places the organism in Eukaryota, Fungi, Ascomycota, Dothideomycetes, Venturiales, Sympoventuriaceae. Bases 164 to 715 code for a protein of 183 amino acids.
CAGGCACAAAAAAGCCCUUGGGACACUCAAUCGAAGGCGACGGACGGGAGUCGCUGGCCAAUCACAGCGCGCCCGAUCGGAGCUUCACAUUCAAACCUCAUCUUCUCAACUUUCGCUCUUUUGCCUCCGCUGACAGCAAAUUCCCGCUCAAUCUCCUCUGAACAUGGCUGACCGAAAGUCAAGGUUCUCGCAGUCGACCCUCAUCGACACCACCCCCCUCCCAGAGAGCAUUCCAAAGGUCGACGAGAUAGGAGCUUCGUCUGCGCCGCUCCUUUCUGCCGCAUACUUUAUUGGCGCUCGUUGCCAGCCCUUCAAUGAUGAUUUCAUGAAGUGCAAGGCCGAGGCCAAUGGCAAGGGCGAGAUUGAGUGCCUUAAGGAGGGCCGCAAGGUCACCCGUUGUGCCCAAAGUCUGUUGACAGACAUAAACAAGCAUUGUCUGGAGGAAUUUAGGCGGCAUUGGGACUGCUUGGAGAACAAUAACCACCAACUAUGGCAGUGUCGUGCUGCAGAAAGGCCGCUCAAUCAAUGCGUUUUUGCGAACCUGAAACUCGAAAAGACGAUUCCAGGUACACCCGAAGGUAGCAUACCCGUCCACCUUCGCGAUAGACAGAUUUUCGCCAACCCAGGUGGCCUUGGUUUCCUAAGCGGAGGCAGCCCCACCGCAGGAGCGCCGCCUAAGCAGUUCAAGUCGAGCUCCAGCACCCAGCCCGCAUAGACGACAGAUGAACGGUGAUCAGUGAAAGCAAGAUUUAUGUACAUAGUAUCGAUAUCUUGCGACGGAUUUCGCCUUUGCGGUAACCAAUGUACGGCAUGCUGCGGUCAAUUGAAACCAAGGUCUGCGCUCACCUACUUGGCUUGUCCUUGACUUGGUUCAUUUCGUCUUCUCCUUUGUCCUAUUUACAUGUUACGCUCCUGACCAUUUUCCAUUUUGCAAGCUUUGGUUUGCCUGUCCAUUCUUAGACAAAGAGCUUGGCUGCACGUUUGCGAAGGAAACUGUCUCGAUCGCCCUAUGACUAAGGCUCCUUUAUCCGCAGAAGCACGAAAGAAUAGAAGACUUGAAUGACCAAGGCGAUUGCUAAUCUGUUGACGGCUUUGUCGUCGUUGCUGGUCGUGACUCGUAGUUCGUCAUGCAACUGUAUAAGUCAACCUCAUCUUCGCUGAUCUCAGAAAAAUUAAUUGUCAUCAACCGCGCGUGGAAGUGCGGACGAACUAAUUCCAAUUUUUUGGUGCAGAAAUCGUGGAUGUACUUUCAUUAUCUCGUUCCUCAAUAAAAC